CCGCCCCGCCCGGGCUCAGGAGCCGGCGGCGGGGUCGGCUGCGUGGUCGCGAGCUCAGCACCUGUUCGCUUCGGUGUGCGCGGCGGCGGCGGUCGCAACGGCCUUCCGCACCCGCUGCGGGAGCGGCGCGCGCCGGGCCGGGCCGGGCGGCGGCGGCGCUGAGCGGUGCGGCAGGUUAUUCAGCGAUAGUUAUGAACUCCCGCUUACGAGCCUUAGGUGGGAGGAUAAAUAAUAUACGAGCAUCAGAACUACCAAAAGAGAAAACUCGAUCAGAGAUAAUCUGUAAUGUCCACUUUUUGGAUGGCUCAGUACAAAGCUUCAAAGUCAAUAAGCAAGACACUGGUCAGAUUUUGUUGGAUAUGGCCUAUAACCAGUUGGGUGUCACAGAGAAGGAAUAUUUUGGUUUACAGCAAAACGAAACAUCGGUAGAUUCUUCUCGAUGGCUUGAACCAAACAAACCUAUUAGAAAACAGUUAAAAGGAGGUUUUCCCUGCACCCUUUGUUUUCGUGUAAGAUUUUUUAUACCUGAUCCCAACACGCUUCAGCAGGAACAAACCAGGCACUUAUUCUUCUUGCAGCUGAAGACUGAUAUUUUGGAAGGAAGGUUGUCAUGCCCUCUUAAUUCUGCUGUUGUCCUGGCAUCAUAUGCAGUACAAUCUCAGCUUGGAGACUAUAACUCCUUAGUGCAUCAUUCAGGAUAUCUGUCAAAUUACAACUUUAUACCAGAGCAGAACAAAGAUUUUCUUACCAAAGUAGAAUCACUACAUGAACAGCACAGUGGCCUCAAGCAAUCUGAAGCAGAGUCCUGCUAUAUAAAUAUAGCACGAACACUUGAAUUCUAUGGAGUGGAAUUGCACAGUGGUAGAGAUCUUCAUAAUCUAGAUCUCAUGAUAGGGAUUGCCUCAGGUGGUAUUGCUGUGUAUAGAAAACUCAUCUGCACAAGCUUCUAUCCUUGGGUGAACAUAUUAAAAAUUUCCUUUAAGAGGAAAAAGUUUUUUAUACAACAACGGCAAAAACACAAUGAAUCCAGAGAGCAUAUUGUUGCCUUCAACAUGUUAAAUUACAGAGCAUGCAAAAAUCUGUGGAAGUCUUGUGUAGAGCAUCACACCUUUUUUCAGGCAAAGAAACCACUACCUCAUGAAAAAAAGAUAUUAUCACACUAUUGGACCCUGGGUUCUAGAAACCCAGCAAAGUCUAUAAACAGCCAGUACUGCAGAAAAGUUAUAGGUGGGAUGGUUUGGAACUCAUCUAUGACGAGAUCUUUAUCUGUUGAGCAUCUAGAGACCAAAAGCCUUCCUUCUCGAUCGCCUCCUGUUACCCCUAACUGGCGGAGUCCUAGACUGCGUCAUGAGAUUCGUAAACCACGACACUCAUCUGUAGAUAACCUUACGAAUGAAAUUACUUAUAUUACUGAAACAGAGGAUGUUUUUUAUACCUACAAGGGCUCUCCAACAUCAAAGGACAGUGAUUCAGAGUUCUCCCAGAACCGUAGUCCACAGAGGAGGUCAUCUGAACAAGAAUCACCAAAGAAUGUAUUGGGAAAUAGUUCAACUCAGAAUUCUCUGACCUAUACCUCACCUAAAGCCUUGUCUCCGUCUCCCAAUGGAGUUGGUAACAUUUCAGGCUCUUACCUGUUGGAAGGAGUGGAUAAGCAGUUCCUAGAAACGUAUGACAACGUUACAAAAACGAGCUUAACAGAAGAUUCCAGUCAAUACUACUGCGAUAAGAAUGAACUAAUUGAGGGAGACUUACUUUUGGUGCGUAUCACACCAGAUGAAGAUGGGAAGUUUGGAUUUAAUCUAAAGGGUGGUGUAGAUCAAAAAAUGCCAUUAGUGGUGUCACGAAUAACUCCAGGAUCACCUGCUGAUAAAUGCAUUCCAAAACUGAAUGAAGGUGAUCAGAUAGUAUUAAUUAACGGCCGAGAUAUCUCAGAGCACACGCAUGACCAGGUGGUAAUGUUUAUAAAAGCCAGCAGAGAAUCUCACACAAGAGAGCUUGCACUUUUAGUCAGGCGGAAAGUAGUGAAACAGUUUGCGGAGCCCAGAUCAGAAGAUGAAUCUGAUUCCCAGAAUCUCCCAGAAUCUCUUCUUCCUAACUGUUCUGAAUAUGGUGAUACACUGGAGGAGUCUAUGGAACAGCUAAAGAAAGGGCUGGAAAGUGGGACAGUCCUUAUUCAGUUUGAGCAACUUUAUAGAAAAAAGCCAGGGUUGGCUGUUACAUGUGCAAAGGUACCUCAGAAUAUGGACAAAAAUCGAUACAAAGAUGUUCUACCUUAUGAUGCCACAAGGAUAAUAUUGCAGGGAGAAGAAGAUUACAUUAAUGCGAAUUAUGUGAAUAUGGAAAUUCCCACCGUGGGCAUUGUGAACAGGUAUAUUGCUACUCAAGGGCCUCUUCCACACACAUGUGCGCAUUUCUGGCAAGUAGUCUGGGAUCACAAGUUAUCGCUGAUCAUUAUGUUAACAACUCUCACUGAACGAGGGCGGACCAAAUGUCAUCAGUAUUGGCCUGAUCCCCCAGAUGUAAUGGAAUAUGGCAACUUUCGUGUCAGAUGCCAGUCUGAAGAUUGUACAAUUGCAUAUGUUGUUAGGGAAAUGGUGAUUACGAAUGUUAAGACAGAACAGCAACAUGCGGUCACCCAUCUCCAGUACGUUGCUUGGCCUGAUCAUGGUGUUCCUGAUGACUCUAUGGACUUCUUGGAGUUUGUGACUUGCAUGAGGCCAAAGAGAGUAAAGAACGAGCCAGUCCUUGUUCACUGCAGUGCUGGAAUCGGUCGCACUGGUGUAUUGGUCACUAUGGAAACAGCCAUGUGCUUAAUUGAAAGAAAGCAACCUGUUUAUCCACUGGAUAUUGUACGAAAAAUGCGAGACCAGAGAGCUAUGAUGGUCCAAACAUCAAGUCAAUACAAAUUUGUUUGUGAAGCUAUUCUUCGUGUUUACAAAGAAGGAUUAGUUCGACCACUGGAUUCCAGUUAGCACAGCAGUGAAGGAUGAGUCCUUUUCCCCUAAAAAGACUUUUUUGUUUUGCUUUGUUUUUAAAUCAGGGGCUUGUUUCUCAAAGCAACUAGAAUGGACUUAGAAGCCCAUGAGACAAUGGACGAGCACAUCUGAACUGUGGCACUUUAAAUUUCUGAAGAUUGCUAAUCAUGUACAGUAUAAAGAAAUCCUGUAGAUAAAAGAGCAACUGUGUGUAAUAUGCUUUAUUCACAUAGACACCAUAAACAAUCAUGGAAACCUUAGUACGUAUCUUAUCUUCUGCUGCCUUAAAACAACCUUAACUUUAGAAGUUACAAAGGUCCCAAUGUUUCUUUUUGAAAUACAAAAAGAAAAACAGUAGUAUUGAAAUAGUCCAGUUUAAGAAAGUAUUUGAUAUCUUUGUAUUGUGUGAAAGGUCAUGGAAGUUCAUCGUAAUUUUCAGGUUUGGAUACUAAAUAUUGAUGGAAGUGUAACCUUAGCUUCUAAAGUGCUAAUGAAGAGCUUCAAAGGCUAAUGCAUAACUACUGUGCAUUGACAGCUGGAGAAAUUAAAUAAUCAGGUCCCGUAAAUCUCUUAGUAAGUAUGCCAGCUGUUAUAAUAUGCUGCUUAGAAAUCACAUAUGCUGUAUGUGAUGUGCAAAAUAAUGCUGCAUUUAAGCAUUUAUGCAGAUGGUACAGUGUACAUCUUGUGUUUAUUGCAUUAGCUACUGUACUACUAUUCUUCUGUUUCUGCUGCCUUUCCCCUUUAUACUUAUAUUCACUGCUGUUUCUAUUUAUGAACAGAAAGCAUUUUAACUGAAAAUGAGGUUGAAUUCUCUUUUGCCUUGGUUUCCAUGUGUAUUUGAGUUCUUGGAUGGAAGUGUGGAUUAAUGUUGCACACAAGUACAAGACUCUUUGACUUAUUGUAUAUGCUAAGUAGCCUAAUCCAAUACUGGAAGAAAAAAUUACUACUGAUCCCAUUAAAUAUGUUGCUGCUAAUUCAAGGUGUGAAGCUUGCAAGGGCACAGGUGUUACUAGUGUUAAGAUGGUGAUAAAAUGUUGACUUGCUGCCUUUCAGCAGAAGCUGUGUUCUGGUUAUCCAGUGAAACACAACCCCUUUUGCAAGAGUUCUGCAGAUUUACUGUGUUUCUUUCCUGUAUGGAAAUGCAGCUGAAUUUGCGUGAAUUCAGGGAAAGAGAGAAUGAAUUUGUACAUUGAUAAAUAGUUCACCCUAAGGUACACUGGUCUCCAUUUCAUUUCAAAUGGGAGAAUUGGACUUUCUGAACAAUAUAACCAUAUUUGUGUGAUGUUAAUUUAUUUUGUGUGUUUUUUGGUUACCCUAAGAUAAUUCUUCAUUUUUAAAUGUUUAAAAAAUAUAUUCUAAGGGAUUGUUUAAAAUGCUAUUUAAAGAUUAAUCCUAAAUAAGGAAAAAAAUUUAUGGGGCAUAUUAUCCAGACGUUUAUAUGUGUAUAAAAGAGAAAAUUAGAUCAUUUUCUUGUUAGAUAUAUAUCUGUAUACACACACAUACCUUCAGAUAUAUUUUAGAAUUAUUGUUUGUAUUAUGGAUAUUAUCAUUUAUAUCUGGAGUUUCAUUAUAGAAACUGCCACAGCUGUACAAUAUGCAUCUCUCAUGUUACCAGAAGGUUGUGUUUUUGCUUUUUCCAGGAGAUAGCUGAAAAGUGAAUGUAGGAUAUGCUGAAUUGCAGACCCUUCUCUUCUGCAGAGUUGGUCCUUUCUUCAAGGUUGUUAUUAGUUGUAGGUGGAGAAAAGAAAGUAUCUGGUUACUAUUUAUUGAUCAAAAGAGUUUUGCUAAUUGAAACACAAGGGUUAAUUGGCAGCCUAGAAAGCUUCUGUAGGUUGAAAGGUGGGUAGUUUUGUGUUCAUGCAAAUAUAUUGCAUUCUGGAUUUUACUUACCUGAAAGCUUUAUCAUAUAUUGGAUCUUUAUCAUUGUGCAUAAUUGGGUGUGGACUGGAAGGCAAGAGACUAUAAUUCUGAUUCAGAUUCUCUAACUUUCUGAACUGCAUCAUGUCACUCAAUCUCCCUGUGCCUCAGUUACUCCAAAUGUAUAAUGAUACUGGGCAUGCAUAUUUUGUUUGGGAAGCUUUUUUGAAAAAAUAACAUGGAAUAUGUUGUACAAGUGCAUGCUGCCUGCUGUUGUUUGACAGAAUAUUGAGAAAGCCUAGAGGCUUUUUCCACAUGAGAAAUAGUGGGUACUAAAGAAUCUGUGCCUGCUAGCUGGUUGUUUAACAAAAUCUCUUUUUGUUAUCAUGUGUGUCCUUUUCUAUUAAAGCGUCUUUUUGAAACUGU
Molecule: messenger RNA, 5258 nt
Organism: Dromaius novaehollandiae (emu)
Lineage: Eukaryota; Metazoa; Chordata; Aves; Casuariiformes; Dromaiidae
Gene: PTPN3
Product: protein tyrosine phosphatase non-receptor type 3
Exons: 27
Coding region: 192-2972 (926 amino acids)
Biological process (GO): protein dephosphorylation
Cellular component (GO): cytoplasmic side of plasma membrane; cytoskeleton; cytoplasm
Molecular function (GO): cytoskeletal protein binding; protein tyrosine phosphatase activity
Source: RefSeq, a predicted model, not a curated record